Molecule: messenger RNA, 924 nt
Organism: Trypanosoma theileri
Lineage: Eukaryota; Euglenozoa; Kinetoplastea; Trypanosomatida; Trypanosomatidae
Exons: 1
Coding region: 1-924 (307 amino acids)
Source: RefSeq, a predicted model, not a curated record
AUGGAGAAUACACUUCAGGGGAUAUAUCGCCGGCCACUCCCGCUGCUCGCCACCCUCACCGCCGCCGCCGUCUGUCUCUCUCUCACCAUCGUCCACCGCACAACCCGGCGGAUUGCCGCCUUGGAGUCCGGCAUUGUGCAUCUCUUCAUUCCACCCCGGUGGUCACGCGGGCCCAAUUACUUCUCACGCUGCGUUGCCCUCGAAACACUUCUACGCCUCGCACGACAACCGUACAUUGUCCACUUCGUCACCGACACCACCAAUCCCACGAUGAUCGCAACAACGGCCAAGUCGGAGGCGGAUAAGGCCGCAAAGGUCACCAUCACGACGCUAACGAUGCGAACACUGCCGUUUACAAUCUGCGAUGGGGUUCUCAGCAGCAGACCGCCGGUGGAACUCACGGAUUUGGUGGACAGAGGCCUCAGCGCGGAGGGACACGCCCUUGGACUCGCCGCCGCCCGCCUCGCAGAGACAUCCCUCGCAUACGGUCUCCACCGCAGUCUUCUCAUUGACCGCCCAGAGGUAAUGGUAGACCUCUUUGCACAGGAGUACAAUCUCGAUAUGAAAAAGGCAAACAACGUUGUGACACGCACACGCCGUGCACUCAUUACGGCACUGAAUGCGGUUGGAUAUGGAAGUCUCCCAGACACCUGGUACCCGCGAGAAUUUCUCCGUGGUGUGCGAAGCCUCGAGACACUCAUUGGUGAGAAUAAAUUCCUGCUUGGAAACAACCCCACAAGUUACGACUGUACUAUAUAUGGAUGGCUACAGGUCGCCACACAACUUGGGGCGCACGACCCGGCAACAGAAUAUCUUAUGAAGAGUGAAAUACUGCAGGGAUAUGUUAAACGUAUGACGGAGUUGGCGUUUCCAGAUAUUGCAGAAUUACCAAGAUCAGGAGAGUCACACAAGUUCAUCCCAUAG